Cinclus cinclus is the source of this 754-nucleotide messenger RNA. It is a transcript of the gene RPL12, whose product is annotated as ribosomal protein L12. Gene Ontology annotation, biological process: translation. Bases 166 to 663 code for a protein of 165 amino acids. The record is from RefSeq and is a predicted model, not a curated record. Gene Ontology annotation, molecular function: large ribosomal subunit rRNA binding; structural constituent of ribosome. Gene Ontology annotation, cellular component: cytosolic large ribosomal subunit; ribosome. Lineage: Eukaryota; Metazoa; Chordata; Aves; Passeriformes; Cinclidae. The transcript is spliced from 7 exons.
GGGUAUAUCUUAGGCCUGUACGGCGAGCGCUGUCUUUUCGCUACCCUCGGAAGGCGGACGGCCUUUGGUCCCGCGCCGUGUUCCAUCUGCUUCCAUCCGCCUCCAUCCGCUUCUCUCUGCCUCUGUCCCCGCCGCCCCGCUCCAUCCCCGCCAUCCGCCGCCGCGAUGCCGCCCAAGUUCGAUCCCAACGAGAUCAAAGUCGUUUACCUGCGCUGCACCGGCGGCGAGGUCGGAGCCACGUCCGCGCUGGCCCCCAAGAUCGGACCCCUGGGGCUGUCCCCCAAAAAGGUGGGUGAUGACAUCGCCAAGGCCACGGGCGACUGGAAGGGGCUGCGGAUCACAGUGAAGCUGACGAUCCAGAACAGGCAAGCGCAGAUAGAGGUUGUUCCUUCUGCCUCGGCUCUGAUUAUCAAAGCUCUGAAGGAGCCACCUCGUGACAGGAAGAAGCAGAAGAACAUUAAGCACAGUGGCAGCGUCACCUUUGAGGAGAUCGUGAACAUCGCACGGCAGAUGCGGCACCGCUCCCUGGCCCGGGAGCUCUCAGGGACCAUCAAGGAGAUCCUUGGCACUGCCCAGUCUGUGGGCUGCAGCAUUGAUGGGAGACACCCCCACGACAUCAUCGAUGACAUCAACAGUGGUGCCAUUGAGUGCCCAGCUAGUUAAGACUGCAGAAAAGGAAGUUGCCAGAUGGAGGCUCCUUCAGUUUUUUGUAGCACUUUAAAUACCUAAAUAAAGACCCAGUUGUCUGCAAGCA